This is a messenger RNA of Cinara cedri, 1593 nucleotides long. NCBI's taxonomy places the organism in Eukaryota, Metazoa, Arthropoda, Insecta, Hemiptera, Aphididae. The record is from the annotation of a GenBank genome assembly.
GUGGUAAUCUUAUGAUUUUUGAUCAAUUAUUUAAAAUAAUGCACGUUUUAAAUAUGGGAAUUUUAAACAAAUUCAAAUUUAUUUUGAAUUUCAACAAACAAAUUCAAUUUGAACCAUUAUUAUAUUAUAAGAAAUUAUUUUCAACAAGUACUAUUUCAUAUGGUAAGCAGUUAGCAUAUAAUAUGAAAUUAAUUUCUUCAUCUAAAAAACUUACCUAAGGUAGGUAUUUAAAACAAUAUUAUUAUGAGUAAAUGCUAUAAUUUAAAUUAAUCAUAGUUAUACAGAUGGUAAACUUAUAACUUGUAAAUAUCAUUGCCUAUUUGAAAUCAUACACCAUAUAUUUAUUUAUAUGCCCAUUUUCUUAUAAUGGGUACCAUUAAACAUAACUUGUUUUGUUAAGAAAUUUAAUGUAAGUGGUUUUUUUUAUUGUCAUUAUUUAAUUUAAACCAAAAACUGAUUGGAAGUAUUCAGACAUAUAAUUCUGUAUCUAUUGUUUAAAAAAAAAUGUAUAUAGGUAAUGGUUUCUAAUAUUGAGUUGGUAAAUAAAUGACUGCGCAUAAAUUACUGUUAUUUUCUCUAUACUUAAAUAUUUAAUAAGUUUUAAUUUUCAAUUAUUUGAAGCUGUUAUUAUUAAUGAAUAACAUAUAGAUGUAUUAUACACUUAUCUAGUUUAAAUGAACACUUGUAUGUGUACACAUAUUUUAUGUUUCAGAUAGUAUUAGUAAUCAAAAUGUUAAAGUAUAUAAACAUCAGCAUAUUACAUUAAUAUCGUUAAAUAGGCCAGAAGAAAAGAAUAUAUUAAAUUUGGCAACAGUAGGUGACUUGAAAAAAGCUAUUUUAAAUUAUGAAAAUGAUUGUUCAUCUACAAUUGCAGUUUUAUAUGGAGAAGGAGGAUCAUUCUGUGCUGGAAUGGAACCUGAAGAGUUGGUCAUAGAACAAAUUUAUCAUGUACUUAAUAAUAUUUUUUAAAUUUUAAUUUAAAUUUAAUUUAAUAUUUCAUUUAAGGAUCUUUUGCAAACACAUUGCCAUAAACCAAUAAUAGCUGCUGUUUCUGGUUUUGCAUAUGACAUUGGCUUUGACUUGUGUUUAUGGUGUGAUAUGCGCAUUGUAGAAGAGAAUACUAUAAUGGCAAUUAAUAGAAAAUCAGACAAAUCUAAAUCAAACAUAUUUCUUAAAAGGCUUUUAUCAACUGUUGGUUAUUCAAGAACUAUGGAUUUAUUUUUGACUGGUAGAGAUAUAAAUUCUAAAGAAGCUUUUGAAUGUGGACUUGCAAAUCGAAUAGUUGCUUGUGGAUCAAGUAUGUAAAUUUUACAUUUUUAAUUGAACUAUUAAUACAAUUAUCAAUAUAAAUGUGUAAUAUAUGCUUAUUUUUACAAUAGGUGUGGGUCAAGCAGUAAAUAUGGCAUUUAAUAUUGGUAAAUUUCCACAACAGGCUAUUAUCCAUGAAAGAAAUGUAAUACAUGAAAUUAUAUCAAAAUAAUAUUUUAGUUGAUACUAUUUUUACUAUUAAUUAAUGUAUAUUUAUCUAUCAAAUGUAUUGGUCUAGUUUAUAAUAAAUCUAAAUUAUCAUAUACAAGAAAUGAUUCUUAGGGA